Molecule: messenger RNA, 2035 nt
Organism: Scylla paramamosain (green mud crab)
Lineage: Eukaryota; Metazoa; Arthropoda; Malacostraca; Decapoda; Portunidae
Product: von Willebrand factor A domain-containing protein 5A-like
Exons: 8
Coding region: 1072-1437 (121 amino acids)
Source: RefSeq, a predicted model, not a curated record
UCUUUCCUUCUUUAAUUUGAAUUUCUUUACUUCGUAAUUUUCUUAUCUGGCGCAGUCCUUAUAUAUGCAUUAAUUUCACUAGUACAACAUUAAUGAAGAGGAGGAGGAGGGGGAACAAUCAUAUGCAUUUCAUAGCUAGAACCUUAACUUUCCUUCCUCCUCUCUUUUCUUAUUUAAUCAUUCUUUUCACUAAUAAGGAGAAGGAGCAGAUAAACAUGAAAGUAGGAAGAAUAAUGGCGUUCGGUAAUAAGGAGAGUCUGCUUCCUCCCCUCUUUCUUCACAUUUCAUUCCUCCUUUCCUUAUUUGAUAAUUUCCUUUGCUAACACAGAAGGAAAAGGAGGAGAAGGAGUUAAACAUGAAAAAAGAAGAAAAAAGAGGCGUGUGUUUUGUCCUUUCUUUCUUUACUUCAUUCUUUCCUCCCCUGCCUGGCGCCUCUCUCUCUCUCUCUUAUAGGUGCGGGCGGUGCUGCCUGUGGAGGAGGGCGCAGCUGUGUACCACUGUGAGGCGCAGCUGGACGGCAGAACCAUUGUGACUCACUGCUUGGAGAAGAACAAGGCAGAGAAGGUGUACAAGGAGGCUUUGAAAGAGGGGAAGACUGCCCUCAUGACACGAGAAGACCCUGACUCAAGCGACAUUCUCACGCUUAACCUCGGCAACUUUCCUGCGGGAACGAGGGCCAAGGUCACCCUUCGUCUGGUGAUGGAGUUGAGGGCUGAGACAGACGGCAUCAUCAGCUUUGUUUUGCCCACAGUACUCAACCCGCGCUACACCCCUGCUGACCACCCUCGCAGGCAAGAUUGGGACUGGAGGUGGGAGGAUCGAGGGGUGUAUGUGACACAGCCUUACUCCAUGGAGGUGAAGGCACAAGUAUGUGGUAACCACCAGAUAUCUCGGAUCGUCUCCCACACUGACCCACUCAACGUGACCCUGACUGAUGAUGCCAUGUCUGCCCAGGUGAGCCAGGACGGAGGGUUCAGCUGCGACCACGACUGGAGCAUGCUGGUGUACUACAGGAGUGCCUAACGGCCCCACCUGUUGCGGGAGACCGGUGAACGCUCUGCCACUGGUAUCAUGAAGGAUGACCUGCUCAUGCUGAACCUCUUCCCAGAGGUGCCCACCAACACCUACUCCAGCAGGAAUGAGAUUAUCUUUGUCAUCGACCGCUCAGGAAGCAUGCAUGGGGAAAAGAUAGAGAGUGCCCGGGCAACACUUCUUCUGUUCCUGAAGAGUCUGCCUCUGGGUUGCCUCUUCAACAUUGUCAGCUUCGGCUCAUCCUUCUCAGUGCUCUUCAAGAAGGGGAGUCGUGUGUACUCAGAGGCAACGCUGCGUGAGGCAUGCCAGCUGCAGGCCGCGAUGAAAGCCGACAUGGGGGGCACAGAAAUCCUGGCGCCACUCAAGGACAUCUAUGACAAGCCACCCAUACCUGGCUACUCAUGACAGAUUUAAGGUACAUGUCGCAUUCUUACUCACAGCAGCAGCGUGAUUUGUCCGAGAGGGAAAAACAAAGAAAAGAAAAUGUGAAAAAUGUUAAAAAUAUAUCUUUCAAGAGAAAGAAAAAUUAAAAACGUGAAAAUGUGAAUAAAAGUAAAAAAUAAAGAAGAAAAAUAAGAUAUUGUAAUACAAUUAUGUAUGUGUGUGAAAACCGUAACGUAAAAAAUAAAACAGAAAAAAGGAAAUAAAAAAAAAAAAUAGUAAAAUGAUGUAUAUCAAUGGGAAAAACGGAACUUGAAAAGGACAAAAAAAAAAAAAAAGGAAAAAAAAAUUCAAAAUUAUUGAAGCAUGUGUGAAAAAAAAGUUAAUUUGAUGAAGAGGAUAAAUUAGCUUUUUUUCCUGCAUAAACUUGAGCCUUGCUUUUCAUGCGGCAAGAAAAACAAAGUAAAACAAUGGACGUGUUUGUAAAAAAAAAAUGCAAAGAAAAAGAAAAAAAAAUGUAACAAUUAUGGAUGGAUUCAUCCAAGAGAAUGAAAUUACACGAAGGAAAACGAAAAUACGAAGAAAUGUCAAAAAGAUAUGUGAAGAAAAUCAUUAAAUAAAA